This is a messenger RNA of Cooperia oncophora, 561 nucleotides long. The record is from the annotation of a GenBank genome assembly. Lineage: Eukaryota; Metazoa; Nematoda; Chromadorea; Rhabditida; Trichostrongylidae.
AUGCAAAUCGUAGAUAUUAUGGGUUCCAGUACGAAUGCCAAUGCGGUUGUUGUACCAAUCGCUUCAUCAGGAUGUGUUCUCACAUGGGAUUUCGAUAUUCUGAAGAGCGACUGCGAGUUCGUUGUUUAUCACACUCCAAAGGUGAUUCAAGAAGCGGCCGUUCCUCACUCUCCCAUGAUGAUGAAUCCAGUCGAGAUGGUGACAGCAGCGAUUGCCAACAAUCCACUGCCAGUAAUCUCAUCCGAUCCGUCUCUAACACUUGGUCUCGAUCUCACAAUUGAAGAGAAACCGGUAGUAUUUCAAGAAGGAGAUUCCAUGCAGGGCUCGCAUUUCUGUUCACGAUCAGGCACUUAUAUUCUUCAGUGGAGGAUACCUGAGAUUCCCGGCCAACACAACACCACAUUUGACUUUAGUAUUGGUAGCCAUAAAUGCAAAUUAAUGUAUUAUCAUGAAUUAUUGGACUCGGCCGACUUUAGGGAUAAGUUGUGCGGUGCCGUUCAGUACAACUGCAACCUUGAGGACAGCAGAGCACAUACUAGUCCGCUUCGCAGUAUUUCUUAA